This is a messenger RNA of Pestalotiopsis fici W106-1, 1563 nucleotides long. RefSeq lists its product as uncharacterized. Bases 1 to 1563 code for a protein of 520 amino acids. Gene Ontology annotation, molecular function: beta-glucosidase activity. The transcript has a single exon. Gene Ontology annotation, biological process: carbohydrate metabolic process. Lineage: Eukaryota; Fungi; Ascomycota; Sordariomycetes; Amphisphaeriales; Sporocadaceae. The record is from RefSeq and is a predicted model, not a curated record.
AUGUCUGCCGAGUCGUCCAUGUUCAAAAUUGGUGACGUCGUGACUUCCUCCAGCAGCGGCGCAAGUAGAAGUGAACUGGACGUUGAAGAGCUCCGACUACCGAAGGAUUUCUAUUGGGGGGCCGCCACGGCAGCUUACCAAAUCGAAGGUGGUACUGAUCAAGAUGGAAAAGGAAAGUCAAUUUGGGAUGCUUUCACUCACUUGGACCCUUCUCGGACGAACGGAGAAAAUGGGGAUGUCGCUUGUGACCAUUACAAUCGGGUUUCCGAUGAUGUCGAACUCAUGGCUUCAUUAGGACUGGAAGUCUAUCGCUUCUCAAUUUCCUGGACACGUCUUAUCCCUCUAGGGGGGCGCCAUGAUUCCAUAAACGAGAAAGGUAUAGCAUUCUACAGCAACCUAAUCGACCAGCUGCUAGCACACAACAUCGAGCCACUGGUUACCCUAUAUCACUGGGACGCACCUCAAACCAUUUACGAGCGAUAUGGCGCGUUCCUUGAUACAACUGAGUUCAUAAAAGACUUUGCGCAUUUUGCCAGGCUUUGCUUCUGCCGCUUCGGCGACCGUGUUAAAAGAUGGAUAACUUUCAACGAGCCAUACAUCAUCUCUAUCUUUGGUCACCACAGUGGGGUUCUGGCUCCCGGUCGUUGUGCCCAUGUGGGCACCGACACAAAAACAGAGCCAUGGCUAGUUGGUCACACUAUCAUUCUUGCGCACGCAACUGCUGUCAGGUUGUAUACAGCCGAUUUCCAGCCGACUCAGCGCGGAGCGAUCUCCAUCGUGCUAAACAGCCACUUCUACGAGCCGUAUAAUGUCAGGAGCAGGGCUGACGUCGAUGCAGCUCAGCGUCGGCUGGAGUUUUAUGUUGGUUGGUUUGGAGAUCCCAUUUUCUUAGGAAAGGAUUAUCCUAGCGCUAUGCGAGAAUAUCUGGGGUCAAGGCUACCAGAAUUCACCCCCGAUGACCUUGGACUCCUACAGCAGACAGCUCGAGCGAAUGCGUUUUAUGGCAUGAAUCAUUACACGACAAAGUAUGCCCGCGCCCUAUUGGGACCUGCUGCCAGCGAUGACUGGACGGGAAAUAUUGAAGAAACAGCCAUCAACAGCGAGGGAAGGGAGAUCGGCCCAGCCUCUGGGGUUCAGUGGCUCCGGACAGCUCCGCAAGGAUUCCGAAAGUUGAUGAACUGGGUAUGGGAUCGUUAUCACCUUCCCAUCAUCAUCACGGAGAACGGAUGCCCCUGUCCCGGCGAGGACAAAAAAGAAAUAGCUGUGAACGAUCGCUUUCGACAGAAUUACUACGGAUUAUACCUGGACGCUAUUUCUCGGGCAAUAUUCCAGGAUUCGAUCCCAGUUGAGGGUUAUUGUGCCUGGUCACUUGUGGACAAUUUUGGUUCGUUCGCUCCUUACCACUAUGUGCUCUUUGAGACGAUAGUGUACUUUACUGUCGUUACUAAUACUCACCAGAGUGGUCUGCUGGUUACGGGCCUCGGUUUGGUAUCGUGCAUGUUGAUUACUCGACCCAGAAACGAACGCCCAAAGGCUCUUCCUUUUACCUCAAAAGAACAAUGA